CAGUUCACAACCCUCGCACCUCCCGCCGCCCACUUUGUGGUGCGCAUGUGUGGCGUGGCGUCAGGCCUCGCUCAUCGCAUUGCGUGCGCCUGCUGCGCGCGCGUAGAGUGCAGACGAGUGGUUAGAGACCGGCCGAGACUAGCAGCGAUUAAUCACUCGAUCGACCGAUGAGCCGGCCGGUUAAUUCGUACACCAGCUUGCGAGCUACAGGGUCGAUUGAUCGCUUUGCUUUUGGCCGAUAUAUUGUCCCAAACACUAACCUCUUAUCCUUUCAUCUCCUCUCCCCCCACUUGCACCCGCGAGCAGCGACUCCUCCUAGCUUUUCCAGAGGGAGCAGCCACUGAGCUCGCUCGUGCUAGCUAGCUAGCUAGCUAGCCAGGAAGCGCGCGGUUGGUAGAUAUGCGGAGGAGGACGACGGCGACGAAGGAGCAGCAGCAGCAGUAGCCAUGAGCGGCAGACAGGAGAACGGCCAUGGCGCCGCUGCCGCCGCGGCGGCAGGAGGGGGAGGCGACGCGCACGAGGACGACUUGGUGAUGCCGGGGUUCCGGUUCCACCCGACGGAGGAGGAGCUCAUCGAGUUCUACCUCCGGCGGAAGGUGGAGGGCAAGCGCUUCAAUGUCGAGCUCAUCACCGUCCUUGACCUCUACCGCUACGACCCCUGGGAGCUCCCUGCAAUGGCCUCGAUUGGGGAGAAGGAGUGGUUCUUCUACGUGCCGAGGGACCGCAAGUACCGGAACGGGGACCGGCCGAACCGGGUGACGGCGUCGGGGUACUGGAAGGCGACGGGCGCCGACCGGAUGAUCCGGGCGGAGAACAACCGGCCUAUUGGGCUGAAGAAGACGCUCGUCUUCUACUCCGGCAAGGCGCCCAAGGGCGUCCGCAGCAGCUGGAUCAUGAACGAGUACCGCCUCCCGCCCGACGACACGGACCGCCACCACAAGACCGAAAUCUCCCUCUGCCGCGUGCACAAGCGCUCCGGCAUCGACGACGGCCACUGCCAUCACUCCCCGGCGCGCGCAACGCCCUCCCGCGGCGCCAUGGCGCAGCAAGACAACAAGCAAGCUUCAUCGUCGUCCACACCCACACCGCCCACAACCCCGUCCAAGCUCCAGCACCUUCUCCAAGGCGAGUGCACGUCGCCACCCGCCAUCACGGAUGACGCUCCGGCACACAAGGCGGCGGCGGCGGCGGCGCGGCAGUUCCUCGCAAAGCCGUCAGGUGGCUACCUGUUCGCGACGAGCUCCGCCGCGGCGGCGACCGGCGAUCAGCAAGAGGGAACCGCUGCAAUGUACGAUCACUCCAGGAACACGAACGCAUUCGCCUCAACGUACUCGCUGCUCAGCCUGGUGAACGCGGCCUCCAUGGGCAGCUCCGCUGCGGCCAUCGACGAGCUAAGCACACUGGUGAACCACAGCCCUCCGGCAUAUUUCAACAACCAGGCCGGCGGUAGCAGCCACUUCCUCCCAGUGCCAACGCCGCCGUCGCAGCCAAUGGCGCUCGGGACGCUGCCGAUGUCGCUGGCCGCCAUCUCUGACAAGAUCUGGGACUGGAAUCAGAUCACUGAUGCGGCGGCCAGAGAUUACAGCAGUGCCGGAUUCAAGUGACGGCUAAUGAGCGACCGCAUGCACGCCGCAGCCCCGCACGCGUGCAUGGCGGGGCACAUUCCGAUCAUUGUGGUACAACCAAUCAACCAUAUCAUGUAGCGUUCUCUCUCUCUCUCUCUCUCUCUCUCUCUCUCUCUCUCUCUCUCUCUCUCUCUCUCUCUCUCUCUCUCUCUCUCUCUCUCUCUCUUCUCUCUCUCUCUCUCUCUCGCGGUUAAUUUGUUCACAGUUAAUUCUGAGGAAAUAAUCACUGUAGACAAUUAUGACCUUCUUAAUCAGUCCAUAGAUCAUACCAAAUUGUACUAGUAUGAUCAAGAAUUCAGGAUAGGUAACCUGUAAUUCCUACUGAAUUGCAUAUAAUAACCUCCCCUUGACCGAUGUGACAGUUAAUUGCUUCGCUCCACUCAUUUUUUACUCCUAUGAGCCAUCACGUCAUGGUGCGCAAGAAUGGGGUGCACGUACUUGCAAAUGUUUGUCUAGCCAAAAGUGCUUCUUUUUUAACUGUCUGACUUGUACACUGCACUGCGCAUGAAAUUAUGCCGGCUGGUUGCAUGAUUGGGAAAAGACCAUGGCAGAGAUUGUUCCCUGGAAUCAUUGGGAGAGGACCUGCAGGGGUGGAUGUCGGCCGGGUGCGUGUGCAUCUAUCGAUCUGUGCAGAUGCAGGACUGUGUCAGAGAGAUGUGAAGGACUGAUUAGUUUGAGGCAGUAGUCAUGUGAUGGCAGGGUUUGUCCUUUCUCUCUGCCACGCACAGUGUUCUCUUGUCAGGGUCUCAGGGACUAUCCACCAGAUUUCUACGACUGUAGUAAAUGAUUAUUAUUCCUCCUUGUUUGCUCAUGCUGGCCGUAACGUGUCUGGUGUGUGCUGGGCUCGCUCGAUCGAUCGAUCAAUGGUGAGAGUUUGCCUGUUUGGACUCUCGAAGAUAGGGACGCAAAGGAGGCUCAAAUGGGUGAGGUGGUUCCUUCUGUCAUAAUGUCAUGAGAUGAUGCUUUGAUAGAUUGGGCAUGGGCAUUUGGGCAUGACAGUCUAUUGGUAGAGGCUGAUCGCUAGUUUGAUUUGUUUUGGUACUUGUUGGUUAUGCCAGUUGUACCUGCUGUAUAAGUUGAUAUCAAGUCUCAUAGAGAUGAAUCAACACUCAACAGCUAUAAGCUAGCUAGUCUCAGAUUGGAGAAAAGAACAAAUGAAUGUAUGCAAGCUUGAUGGGAUAGAUUAUUCCACACUUCUACAGUUACCCGUAUAUCUGAUUAUCUGUCUAUUACUAUU
Molecule: messenger RNA, 2862 nt
Organism: Phragmites australis (common reed)
Lineage: Eukaryota; Viridiplantae; Streptophyta; Magnoliopsida; Poales; Poaceae
Product: NAC domain-containing protein 35-like
Exons: 3
Coding region: 447-1604 (385 amino acids)
Biological process (GO): regulation of DNA-templated transcription
Molecular function (GO): DNA binding
Source: RefSeq, a predicted model, not a curated record